AUGGCAAGUGGGAUGAUUCCUUUUCAAGUCCCCCAACUCAAUAAGGAUAACUAUGACAAUUGGAGUAUAAGGAUGAAAGCAUUGCUCGGGUCGCAAGAUGCAUGGGAGAUCGUAGAGAAAGACUACACGGAGCCACAAGACGAGGUUGCUCUAUCCCAAACACAAAAGGAUAGUUUGAAGGAUGCAAGGAAGAAGGACAAGAAGGCGCUCACCCUCAUCUAUCAAGCCUUAGAUGAAGGCAUGUUCGAGAAAGUAGCUUGUGCUACUACAAGUAAGGAAGCAUGGGAGAUCUUACAAAACUCCCACAAAGGAGUUGAGAAGGUGAAAAAGGUUCGACUUCAAACACUUCGAGGUGAGUUUGAAGCUUUACAUAUGAAAGAAUCGGAAUCAAUUUCUGAUUACUUCUCUAGAGUAUUAGCUAUUGUGAAUCAAUUAAAAAGGAAUGGAGAAAAGUUGAACGACACUCGAGUAAUU
Olea europaea var. sylvestris is the source of this 474-nucleotide messenger RNA. RefSeq lists its product as uncharacterized. The record is from RefSeq and is a predicted model, not a curated record. The annotation marks the transcript as partial. NCBI's taxonomy places the organism in Eukaryota, Viridiplantae, Streptophyta, Magnoliopsida, Lamiales, Oleaceae. The transcript has a single exon.